GGCGCGCCUGCAACGGCCCGGCAGCGGCGGCCAGUGAGUGCCGCCUGGACGUGUGGGGCGCGCGGCUGCACUCUCCGCCGACGCCAUGGAAAACACAGCGGGAGCUGUCAUGUUGCUGAUACUGUGUGUGGUGAGCGCCGGUAGGGCCGCCGACAUGAUGCGGCAGUCGAUCGUGUUCAACCCGGGCACGCCGGACGUGUUCUACUGCCCGCUGCACAAGCCGAAGUCGUUCCACAACAUGCUGGUGAAGGCGCGGCCGCUCUCCAAACUGUGCGAAUUCAAGGGCCGGCCGCUGCCGGAGGGCUACAAGUCCGACUGCUACAACGACGUAGACGAGACCGAGUUCGCCUGCGCGGAGAAGCACCGCAUUUUGCCGCGCCUGCAGUCGGAGGAGGAUCAGCUGAAUGGCAUCUGGGAGGCGGUGUAGCGGAAGCUGAUGCCGCUGCCGGCCGAUGGGGCCAUCGGCACCCCCUGUGGCUGCCACUGAGUGAUAACAUUGGCCAAAUGCCGCGCGCGAACGGCACACAGGCGUCAACGGGUCCACGAGGUCUGCGGCUAGCACUGGAAACGGCAAGCAGACAGCAGAUGCUGGAUGGCGCUAACAGCCGUGCUCUAGAUAGCACCUAGCUAACACUGGUCGUGAGCAUUGUCCAGGAUAGUGUUUCGCUUAGAUCAUUGUGAGAUAUUUAUGGUGCAUUUACUCAAAUGCGCCUGGGAGGAGUACAUGUUUUUCAUGUUGUGUCACAUGUGGCUUCUGUGUCUGCGUGUCCGCGUGCCAUUAACAACAUCAAAAUAGGAUGUCCUUCAAGGGGUUUCAGCCUUAAAAUCCUUAAAUAUACAGCUCAUGAGUUUCCAGCAAGCCUCGCUGCUGAUAAGCAUGAUGGUAUUUCGUAUUACAAAGACGUACCGGAUAAUUUUAGGAGAAAUAAUAAAAUAAAAAAACAUAUUGCAACUGUUUGUAAAUGGGCAAACGAAGCACCAACCUAAUUACAUAUCUGCGUUGUAGCUGCAUUCGUUUUCUGCUCUUUUUAGCAGAAUGGCCAGCUCCGAAGCUCUCUUUGUCGUCCAUGCCUUGUCCUGGAAGAAGUCGCUUUAUUCUUCUGUUUAAAUACAUAUGGUCUACCAAA
Molecule: messenger RNA, 1127 nt
Organism: Pollicipes pollicipes
Lineage: Eukaryota; Metazoa; Arthropoda; Thecostraca; Pollicipedomorpha; Pollicipedidae
Exons: 4
Coding region: 86-427 (113 amino acids)
Source: RefSeq, a predicted model, not a curated record